CCAGCUUUGGUGGGAGGACAGGAGGAGAAUUUAAGGAGGACCGAGACUAAAUGAAGCUUUUGUGACAAUGAGGACAAGACAAAUGAGACAUGUUUGCGUUCUUCUGCCCAACAAACAGCACCUGGACUGUUCUGUUAGGAUGCGAGCCAGAGGCCUGGAAGUGAUGAACGCUGUGCUGCGUCUGCUCGAUGUCAGUGAUCUCCAAGUGUUUGGUCUGGCUCUUCUCAGAGAUAAUGAAUAUCUCUUUCUGGAUUUGGAGCAAAAGCUGAGCAAGUAUUUUGCUAAAAUAUGGAACAGGGAAUCCUUAAAGGUUCCGUUCAUCUUAUUUCUGAGAGUAAAGUUUUAUUUGGAAAGUGGGCUCCUGAUAUUCAGUAGCAAGGUGCGGCAACUUUACUACUGGGAGCUGAGGCAGAAAGUGCUGCAUUCCCAUAGCUGCGAUCAGGAAGCUCUUUUCUUCCAGCUGGCAGCUUCCGCACUUCAAGCCGAAGUGGGAGAUCUGGAGCCUGAGGAAGGGAUAGAGAAAGAGGGAGGAGAAGAGAAACAAGAUAGAAUGCAAUACUUUCUUACAGAAGAUUACUUUCCACCUUGGCUAAUAAACCAAAGAGGGAGAAGCUUCCUUCACCAACACAGUCCAGUGUUGCACGGUGAGCUGAGAGGAGUGCCACGCAGCCGAGCCAUUCUGCAGUUCCUAAAAGAGGCCAGUGGCUUGUGGGAUGGACCGCUGACUUUCUACAGGAUGAAACAGGGGAAAAAGGAGCUGAGGAGUUCGAUCCUUCUCGGCGUGGCAUUGACUGGAGUCCAUAUCUAUCAGGAGGUGGAAGGGAAGCAGUGUGCACUGUUUGUUUUUACCUGGUCUGAUAUCGACCGCUUUACCUUCCAGGGUAGCAGGUUUGAAAUUACUGCAGUGGGAUCCCUGGGGUUAUCACAGCUUGUGUAUUACACUCACUCAGCCUUCCACUCAAAACACAUUCUGAGACACCUGAGCGACAGCCAUCACUUCUACAUCAGCACCAAGGAUGCAGCCAGCUACAUCCAGCAGUUGGAAGACAUACAAACCUGUCAACUCCACAAAGAGGCUUACAUCUGUGACAUAACGUGCUUAAGACAGAGACUCCGCUGCCACAACAUCACUGCAUCGGUGUCAGAUUGCAGCGAUCUGGAGGAAAUGGACACAGCCAGGAUCAAAGAUGAAGCAGAGGAUGAAGAUCAAAGCCCUUCAUCAGUAGAGGAACCUGAAGAGGUUUUUGUUGAUGAUCCAGCUGAGGUGUCCUGGUUGGCUGAGCUCUUACAUGAUGUGUCUGUUGGUGGACCAUUAGAAUUCCCCUCGUCUUCCUGGGCAGCUGUGACCAUGGAAAUGAAACAGGUUCUGUGCCGGAGAGCUGGUGAAGGAGUGUCUGUGGACUGAUUUUCAGCGAGAGGCGAUGGGAGUUCAUCACAUGUUCUGCUGCUCAGGACAAGAACAUUCCCUAUCUUGACUAAACAUUAUGUGAACAGAACAAAAUCAAAUUUCAACACAAAACAUUUUGCUUUCUUGAUAAUUGCAUACAGUAGGUCACAAAAACACAAUAAUAGGUUAAAAACAAUCUGAAGUGGAUGCUCUGCAUUAAUUGAAUGCUAUCAUCAUCUUCAAAGAAACAUGUUUUCAGAUCUCGCUGCUGAUUUCAGAUCCGUUUAAAGUAAUGCAUGCUUUCAACAGGCUAUGAUGUUACAAUCAAGUGAACAUACAAUAAUAUUAACUGAGGAUAAAAUCCUUAGUUUAUGCACAUAAGUGUUGAUUCUGAAAAAAACUUUAGGUUUUCAAGUGUUUUGGAAAAGUAAUUAUACCACGUAAACUUUUUCAGUUUUUUAUGUUGCAACCACAAUCUUUCAAUGCUUAGUGAAAUUUGAUGUGAUAGACCAACAUAAAUUAGCACAUAAUUGUUAAAUUGAAGGAAAAUUAGACAUUUCUAUUAAAAAUCUGGAUGUAUGGUGUGUAUUUGUAUAGUUCAAUAGAGUCAAUAGUUUGUGACUCUGCCACCUUCCUCUGCAAUUACAGCUCCACAUCUUCAUACAGUCAUAUUUAAUAAGUUAGAAAAUGUAUUUCGAUGAGGUUCAUUUCUCAGAUUAAAAGUACCUUUUGAAAAAAGCUUUAAGCAGGUUUUAAACAUACUUUUCAUUGAUCCCACAUUUCUGUAAUUAUUUUUUUUUUUUUUACUGGUCUGACAUAAUAUUCUAAUCUUAAAUGUCAUAUUUUCAUUAGCUGUAUUAGCAAACAAUCAUAGUUAACAGACAUAAAGGCUUUAAAACAUU
Molecule: messenger RNA, 2289 nt
Organism: Girardinichthys multiradiatus
Lineage: Eukaryota; Metazoa; Chordata; Actinopteri; Cyprinodontiformes; Goodeidae
Product: FERM domain-containing protein 6-like
Exons: 13
Coding region: 68-1405 (445 amino acids)
Biological process (GO): positive regulation of hippo signaling
Cellular component (GO): cytoskeleton; cytoplasmic side of apical plasma membrane
Source: RefSeq, a predicted model, not a curated record